AUGAAAGAUGGAGCAAGAGUUUUAGGUCUUUACGGUAUGGGGGGAGUAGGCAAAACUACCCUCUUAGCUAGUAUUAACAAUAAGCUUGUUGAAGAGGUUUAUGACUUUGAUCUUGUUAUUUGGGUUUUGGCCUCUGAAGACUUGCAAUAUGAGGGGAUUCAGGAUCAGAUUUUGAGAAGACUACGUGUUGACGAGGACUGGGAAAAAGAGACAGAAGAGGAGAAAGCUUAUGAGAUAUACAACAUCCUUGACGGAAAGAAGUUUGUGCUGUUGUUGGAUGAUCUCUGGAGCAAAGUAGACCUGAACAAGGUAGGAGUUCCACGUGUGACUCAGCAAAACGGAUCCAAGAUAGUUUUUACUAGUCGGUUUGAGAAAAUCUGCGGAGACAUGGAGGCUGAUGAAGUGAUGGAAGUUGCUCGUUUAUCACCAGAUGAAGCCUGGGAGCUGUUUCAAGAACAACUUGGAGCAUUAACACUAAGGAGCCAUCCGGAGAUACCAACAUUAGCAAGAGUAGUUGCUAGUAUAUGUUACGGUUUGCCACUUGCACUCAACGCCGUUGGCAAAUCCAUGGCAGAUACAAGGGAUGUUCUGGAAUGGAGUCAUGCGAUUGAGGCUCUGGUUUCGUGUAACGAAGAGUUUCUUUUAUGUACGAAAGAACGUGUUUUUCCUCUGCUGAAGUUCAGCUACGAUAGGUUGGAGGAUGAAAAAGCCAAACUAUGCUUCCUUUAUUGUUCUUUGUUUCCGGAAGCUCAUGAAAUAAACAAGGAUGACUUGAUAGAAUAUUGGAAAUGCGAAGGAUUGAUAGAUGGAAGCAGAGGUGAAGAAAAGCAAGGUCGUGAUAUAAUUAACUUGUUAGUGUCUGCACAGCUGUUGAUGAAUUGUCCAGGGAGAGUGAAAAUGCAUGGUUUGGUACGCGAGGUGGCUCUUUUGAUAGCGACUGACUUUGGGAAACAGAACAAUAUACUCUGUGUGAAAUCCGGUUUAUGGUUGGACCAGAUGCCCAAGGACAUCAGUUGGAAGGUUGCAAGAAGGGUUUGUUUAAUGAGCAAUCAAAUUGCAGAGAUAUCUUGCAAUCCAAACUGCCCAAAUCUUUCGACCUUGUUACUGCAGAAGAACAAGUUGGUGGAUAUUUCAGGUGAGUUCUUUAGGUUUAUGCCAGCGCUUGUGGUGUUGGAUCUGUCAGACAACGAGGGUCUAACUGGAUUGCCGGAAGAAAUUUCCAACUUGGUCUCCCUGCAGUACCUGAAUUUAUCAUCCACGGGGAUAAAAUCACUACCAGUUGGUAUGAUGAAGCUGAGGAGUCUAAUCGUCUUGAAUCUGGAUUUUACUUAUGAACUUGAAGGCAUUGUUGGUGUAGUGACAAGUUUAUCAAAUCUUGAAGUGUUGAAAUUCUACUUUUCCGGUGUUUUUAUUGAUGACAGACUGAUGCGAGAGUUACAACUGCUGAAGCACUUGAAGCUUUUACACGUAAACGUAGAGGAUGCUGCGGUUUUGGAAAGCCUACAGAGAGUGGUAACAUUGGCUACUUGUAUUCGAUAUCUAUGUAUCAGGAAGGUGUCAACACCUGUUGUGAUGUUGAACACGGUAGCUCUGGGUGGUCUUCAGAGACUCUCGGUUGUGAGUUGCAAAAUCUCAGAGAUAAAGAUAGACUCACGUACAACGUCUCCAAGCUUCGCGCAGCUAUCCAGUAUCACGAUAAGUGGGUUGGAAGGUCCAAGGGAUUUGACAUGGGUGGCAUAUGCUCAGAAUCUCAGGUAUCUAUAUGUGAUGAGGUCACCAAGCGUACAAGAGGUGAUAGAUGUAGAGAAAGGAAUGCGUAUUAGCAAUGAGCACCCGCGUCUUGGUGCACCGCUUAAAAAGCUGGAACACCUUGAAGUGAGUGGUAUGAACGAACUGAAGAUAAUCUGCCAGAAUCCUCGGGCUCUUCCAAACCUGAGAGAGAUCACCGUCCGAGCCUGCCCGAAGCUGCCUCUGAGUUCGAGACACAUAAUAAAUAAUUAA
This is a messenger RNA of Thlaspi arvense, 2001 nucleotides long. Lineage: Eukaryota; Viridiplantae; Streptophyta; Magnoliopsida; Brassicales; Brassicaceae. The record is from the annotation of a GenBank genome assembly.